Molecule: messenger RNA, 6925 nt
Organism: Salmo salar (Atlantic salmon)
Lineage: Eukaryota; Metazoa; Chordata; Actinopteri; Salmoniformes; Salmonidae
Product: partitioning defective 3 homolog
Biological process (GO): establishment of centrosome localization; intracellular protein localization; cell adhesion
Cellular component (GO): apical plasma membrane; adherens junction; cell cortex
Molecular function (GO): phosphatidylinositol binding; protein binding
Source: RefSeq, a predicted model, not a curated record
CCUGCUCCAGUCUAGUCUGGGAACGUCGAAAUAGAGGGAGAAAGACUAAACAGGUGGUCAGAAAUACAAGCGAACAAUGUCGUCCCUGGAGAUAAGGUGAAAGAUCGUUCGGUCUCAUCUCUUUAAGGAUACAAAAACCACAGAAACUUCAUGUUUCGGCUGACUUUCAAAGGGAGAAUUUAUCGUCGGUUUACCUCCGAAUCUGGGCAAAAUAUAUCGGAUAUUAAACUAUGAAAGUGACGGUGUGUUUUGGAAGGACUAGGGUGGUGGUACCAUGCGGAGAUGGAAAUAUCAAAGUCCAUACUCUCAUCCAGCAAGCCGUCAUGAGAUACAAAAAAGCCAUUGCAAAGGAUGCCAGCUACUGGUUACAGGUGCACCGGUUGGAGCAUGGAGACGGAGGCAUUCUAGACCUCGAUGACUUGCUGUCUGAUGUGGCUGAUGACAAAGACCGGCUGGUGGCUGUGUAUGAUGAACAGGACCCUCACCAUGGUGGCGACGGCACCAGCACCAGCUCCACGGGAACCCAGAGCCCCGACCUGUUCGCCACCGAGCUCAACUCCAGCAACAUGUCCGCUUUCCAGCCCUACCAGGCCGCCAGCGAGAUAGAGGUCACUCCGUCCGCCCUUCGAUCCAAUAUGCCCCUACAUGUGCGUCGCAGCAGUGACCCGGCCCUGGCAACGAUCAAUGGGCCAUUCAGCGACCCCCGCGUGACCCUGCCGCCGGAGAAACCGUCCAGGAAGAACCCCACCCGCUGGUCCACCACGGCUGGCUUCCUCAAACCACGGCGCUCUGUAGGAGGCACCGGCACUGGCACCAAUAGCCUGGAGAGAAAGGGUAAUGGUCCGGACACGUACCGUAGUCUUCCCCGGGAUGCAGGCACCUGCGCCAACCAGAGAGAGUUCCAGAGAGAGACGGCCCGUUCCUCCCUGAGCGCCAACCACCCCAUGGUAGACCACUGGCUGGAGAGACGGGAGCAGGAUGAGGAGGAGGAGAACAAUAGGAUCGAGCCGAUUGGCCGAGCUGAUUCCUGUAUGGACCACACCCCUCUGAGGUCCCUAGAUGACAUUGUAAAGCUGGUAGAAGUCUCCAAUGAUGGCGGGCCCUUGGGGAUCCAUGUAGUACCUUUCAGUGCCCGGGACCGCAGGACUCUAGGCCUGUUGGUCAAGCGCCUGGAGAGGGGAGGCAAGGCGCAGGAGCAGGGUCUGUUCCAGGAGAACGACUGCAUCGUGCGCAUUAAUAAUGGAGACCUGCGGAACAUCCAUUUUGAACAAGCCCAGAACAUGUUCCGCCAGGCCAUGCGUUCCCCGGUCAUCAUGUUCCACGUGGUUCCCAACCUGAUGAAGGCCCAGUAUGAGCAGCUGUCACACAGCGAGAGGAACCCCAACGUGGCCUACUCUGGACGUUUCAGCCCCGACUCGCUAGCUAGCGAGAGAGGCAGCACCACCUCAGGCCUGGACCACACCCCACAGUCCCGUGGUCCCCAUCCCCACCAUCACCCGGAGCAGGGCGACGCCUACACCCCUAUACCCCACCCCCAUGGGGGCUCCAUGGGCAAGCCCCCAUCCGGCCACGCCCCCUCCCCUCACAGGGUGUUAAACUCAACCCCCACGGCGGGAUUCACCAAAAAGGUUGGCAGGAGACUCAACAUCCAGCUCAAGAAAGGUCCAGAGGGUCUGGGUUUCAGCAUCACUUCGCGCGACGUCCCCAUCGGCGGCUCGGCGCCCAUCUACGUGAAGAACAUCCUGCCCCGAGGCGCUGCCAUCCAGGACGGACGCCUCAAAGCUGGAGACAGGCUGCUGGAGGUGAAUGGAGUGGACUUGGUUGGUCGGACCCAGGAGGAAGUGGUCGCUCUGCUGAGGGCCACGCCUAUGGGAGGAGCUGUGGGGCUGGUGGUGCUACGACAGGAGGAGACCUUCCUGAAUGCAGAGCCCCAGAUGCAGAGCCCCAGAGAUUUGCGUCGCUCGGUGAGGGAGGCCCUGUCGGCCACGGAGCCCCACUGGCUGACUGAGAAGGUUGAGGAGGAUGACCUGGUGUUGACCCCUGAUGGUACCAGGGAGUUCCUGACCUUUGAGAUCCCUCUGAGUGACUCGGGGUCGGCAGGGUUAGGGGUCAGCGUCAAGGGCAACCGCUCCAAGGAGAACCACGCUGACCUAGGCAUCUUCGUCAAGUCCAUAAUCAACGGAGGAGCUGCCUGCAAGGAUAGACGGCUGCGGGUCAACGACCAGCUGAUAGCGGUGAACGGGGAGUCAUUGAUAGGCAAGACCAACCAGGAGGCCAUGGAGACGCUAAGGACGUCUAUGUCGGUAGAGGGCAACAAACGCGGGACGAUUCAGCUGAUUGUGGCCAGGAGGGUCACCAAACGCAGUGAGCUGGAGGCCCCAGGGAGCCCCCUGGGACCGGAGCAGGCCCUCCUGAACUCCUCCCUGCUGGAAGACCGGGAGCGUCGUAUCUCCCACUCCCUGUACGGAGGCAUAGAGGGCCUGGACGACAACCUGAUGCCACAGCAGGCUCUGAUGGACAGGAUGAUGGGUAACUACCAGCUCUCCCCUACGGUCAACAUGCCCCAGGACGACACUGUCAUCAUCGAAGACGAUCGGCCACCUGUACUUCCUGCCCACCUCUCUGACCAAUCGUCUUCCAGUUCCCAUGACGACAUGGGGUUCCAUGUGGAGGUCCCUCCAACUUGGGCCAAAGAAAUUCCAAUUCAGAAUGAGAGCACCCUGAGCCCUGAUGACACCGACCCAGACGGAGCCUUUCAGAGGGAGGGCUUCGGCAGACAGAGCAUGUCAGAGAAACGGACAAAGCAGUUUGGAGAUGCCAGUCAGCUGGAGAUCAUCAAGACACGCAAGUCCAAGAGCAUGGAUCUAGUAGCCGACGAGAUUAACCUCACCCCUCGCAAAGAGAACACACCAGGGUCUUCCACCAGGGACGUGGGUCCCUCCCUAGGCCUCAAGAAGUCCAGCUCUCUGGAGAGUUUACAGACCGCCGUUGCCGAGGUGACGCUCAACGGUGACAUGCCCUUCCACAGGCCACGCCCACGCAUAAUCAGGGGGCGUGGCUGUAACGAGAGCUUCCGGGCCGCUAUUGACAAGUCUUACGACAGGCCAGCAGCCACCGAGGAGGACGACGAGGGCAUGGAGACAUUGGAGGAGGACACAGAGGAGAGCUCUCGGUCCGGGCGCGACUCUGUGUCCACUGUGGCAGAUCUGACCCCACUGCCCAACACAGAGAGAUCGCUGGUCAACGGCAACCGCACCAAUGAAGACAAGAAGAAGGACAAGGGAGGGAAAGACAAAAAGAAGCCAGACCGGGACAAAGAGAAGGACAGCAAGAACAAGGCUAAGAAAGGCAUGCUGAAAGGACUGGGAGACAUGUUCAGGUUUGGAAAACACCGCAAGGACGGAGAGAAACUAGAGCGUAAAGGGAGGCUGGAGGAGCUGCAGGCCUCAGAAGAAGAGACACUGAGGAUGAAACUAGAACAGGAGAGGAUCCAGGCUAAGACCCGGGAGCUGCGGGAGCGCCAGGCACGGGAGAGGGACUACGCUGAGAUCUUGGAUGUCAACCUGAGCCGAGACGACGAGCACCCCUACGCAGGCAUCGGGCCCCUGGACACGUCCCUGGACAGCGGGCACAGCCGGCCCCAGAGCCCCCGAGACAACCACCACCAAGACUCCUCCAUGUACACACAAGUCGGCAAAACCCGCAAUGCAAAUGGACGCCCUCCCUCCGCCGACAGCAACAGACUAGCGCCUAGCAACCACGACCGGAUACAGCGGCUGAGGCACGAGUUCCAGCAGGCCAGGGGGGACGACGACCCUGACGACCGGAGACGCACCUACAGCUUCGAGCAGCCCUGGCCCAACAACACCAACACAGGCCCAAGCCCGUACCAGACAGACGGACAACAGACAGGCCGACACUCUGUGUCUGUAGAGGUGCAGAGACAGAGACAGAGGCAGGAGGAGAGAGACGCCUUCCAACAGGCGCAGAGACAGUACAGCUCCCUGCCACGGCAACCCAGGAAGAACCCCAGCUCCAUCUCUCAGGACUCCUGGGACAAGGUCUACCCGCCGGGUGAUGGCUUCCAGACGGCCAAGGAGAACCCUCGCUACUCUAGCUACAAGGGCUCCAGAAACGGCUACCCGGGGAUGAGCGGCGUGAAUGCCCGCGUCCUCCUGGAAGCCCAGGAGCUGCUGAGGCAGGAGCAGAGACGCAGAGAGCAGGAGGCCAAAGGGAAGCAGCUACUCCUAGCGCCCCCGCAGGAGCACCCAGGGAACAAAACCUAUGACGGGUACUCGGCUCACAAGGACCCUGUGUCGCCUAAGGGCCCCUAUAGACAGGACGUACCCCCCUCGCCCUCCCAGCUGGCCAGGCUCAACAAGCUGCAGGGGCCCGAGAAGGGAAGGCCCUUCUACUCCUGAGGGAACAGAGGAAAGGGGAAGGUAUAGGGGAAGGGACAGGGCUUCCAAGAGGAGGCCACAAUUGGUGGCGAUGGAUAUGGACAACUUGAGGAGCUGCGUAGCAUAGAAUGGGGAAGCUCCUUCUACUCCUGAGGGGAUAGGGAUAGGGACAGGCAAGAGGGGGCCACAGUUGUGGAAGACGUGCACAACUUGAGGAGCUGAUUAGCCGAGAUUGAUCUAAGAAGAGUUAGGGACUGCACAGUGGGUGUUUGAAAUAAUGGCUUACCCUGGACGUGACCUCUUAGUCGUCCAUUCAGUCCUAGUCAGUCAUGUUCCCCUCCUACAGACUGUUUGUUGUUAAGUGAGACUUUCUGUAUUUAUGGUCACAAUGCUUUCUGGGUAGUAGUGUUGUGUGAUUCACAGACAUCUGUUACCCUCACGCUCUGACAAUCAAACAGAUAGGCAAACGGACGUUAUUUUAAGCCAUGGACAAGUGUGUAUGUGUGGGUGUGUGUGCCUUUGUGCAUGCGUGCAUGUGAGAGAGACCGUGUGUCUGAAUGUGAGUGAGCGAUGUGCGAGUGUGGUCUCCAUCAUUGACACUUCCGUUGUGGUCUGGUGUUGUUAACCAUGGCUCCUACAUGACCUGUCACCCCUGUCCCUUGCCCACCCCUGGCCAGGAAAAACCCCUGGGCUGCCUAGACAGUACUACUCUAACACUAAGUCAAAACAACAAUGCUGAGCUUCUAUCAGUAUUCUAUUUAUCUGUUUUAAUUGUUUUUGUCUUUAUGAGAAGCCCCUUCAGUAGUCCCCAGAGGGUUCGAGAAAAGAGAGAGAGAGAGAGUGAAAAGAGAGGGAGUGUGUUAAAGGAGGGGGAGAAGGAGGGCAUAGCACUGGUUAUUAAUGAAGGCCCCUCAUAAAUGAUUCAUGUGUGUGUCGUCUCCACAGAGAGUGAGAGAGAGGUCUCUGAUCCACUGCCUGGCCUCUCCACUCUGGGCACGGCUAACCUGGCCUGCCUGUCUGCCUGUCUCUGGCUCCAUCCUCCCCUCCUCCCCACCUCUCCUCUUCCCCCGUCAGCCCUGCACUGAAUUUUUCAUCACAAGCCACCUGCUGCCUGCCACAGCCAAAGAACAGAACACAGUCGCAAGAGGCUGCUCCGGAGUGGAGGGCCACAUCACAGUUUCGCUCCACAAAGAAACAGAAAGAGAGACAAUCGGAAUACUGAUGCAAGAUUUCGGUUUAAUCGACCCAUCUUCCUUUGUUAAUAAAAAUAUGAAAUUGUGUUUGAGUGGUAGUUGCGUUCAGCUGCCGUAUAGCUGAGAACUAGUGAGUCACUCUCCUCUUGUAUAUAAUGGGCCUUUAAUGUGACGAUGCUCGGAUGUCUAUGAAAUGUACAGAAUGGUGGAGAUGAAUGCAACCGAACAAAGGAGAGUGUGGCGAACACACAAAAGGGGAAAAAAAAGAAAAUGACUGGCGUAUGUACUCUGUGUCGCCUCGUGGUAUACUAUAACAGAAGUGUCUGGCACCUCGCUGCUUUGGAGAUGUGCUUCAAUGUGUUCUCCCUACGCCAAGUACAGUCAUAUGAAAUGCAUUAGCUUCCAUUUGUGAGUUAACGCAGAUUGCGUCCCAAAUGGCACCCUAUUCCCUACAUAGUGCACUACUUUUGACCAGAUCCCUAUGGGUGAGCUAAAUAGUUUGAGUGCCAUUUGGGACUCAGGCCAUGGUGUGAGAGAGUGAACUCCCUGUAUCAGCUGUUGAACAUGUCUAACAUGGAAAUAAGAGUGUUAUGUCGUCUGCUCUGCAGUACUUUGCCAAUGUCUGCAGUCUGGUGGGAAUCUGUUGUCUGGUGUCCAUUGCUAGCCUGGGUCCAGAUCUGUUUGUGCUGUCUAGUUAACGUCUACGGUCAUCGUUGUUAACAAGGGUGUAGGAUGAAAUUCCCUCGGCCUAGUCGCUGAUCUUGGGUCAGUUUUGCAUUUCCCCCACUAAUGGUUAGGAUUGGGGGAGGGGAAAGCUGAUCCUCGAUCUGUACCUAGGGAAAACUCUAGCCCGGAUGCAAUUAACAAGACGGCACAAACAGACCUGGGACCAGGCUAGUUCAUGGCUAGGUUCAGAGGUCUAUAAUAAGUGCCUGAGGAGGGAAAACAAUGUGGUCAGAUCCUUUUUGUAGCUAACUGACACACCAUUACACCAAGUAUUUUUCACAUACCGUUUGAAUCUCUUCGGUACAGUAUGUCAUGAUUGUUUUGGGGUACUUUUGUUUCCCUGAAAAGCUUUCGUUGUUUGGUUCUAGUUUUUUACAGUGAAAGUUAAAAUAAGCCUCUGCAUAGGUGAUCAGUGUAUUUGUAUCCCGUCUGACUUCACAAUGCUGUAUGUAUGUAUCAUGACGUUUAAAGUAUAAAGCUAUUGUAAGCACAGUGCAAUUGUUUUUCAGACUUUGACCUGAUAUAUUUAGAAAUGUAUACAGACCUUGUUCCUGUACAUAUCACAUUUAAAAUAAAAGGAGGCUGGUUUCAACCUGUUUACAACUC